AUGGCCAUCUAUCAUAUCGUCCUGUUCAAGUUCAAGUCGUUGGUGCCGCUGGACGAGGUCAAGGCCGUGAGUUUGUUUGCUUUCCUCUUUCCACUAGCAAAGGCCCAAUCCCAUCUUACCGUGGAGGCGGUUGGUAACUCAGCUUAUGUGAUAUCUGACUCGAAGCAGGCAUGUAAUCGAAUGCUCGCGCUCAAGACAAACUGUAAACAUCCAGAAACCAAGCAAGAGUAUGUAAAGACCUCUAUUGGGGGAAUCAACAACAGCCCGGAGAAUAUUGCGAAUGGCUUCACCCAUGCCUUUAUCAGCCAGUUUGACAACGAGGAUGAUCGUGCGUACUACUUGAGUGAGGAUCCGGCGCAUCUAGGUUUUGUCAAGAGCAUAGGUGAGAUUGUGGACCUGGUUCAAGUCAUCGAUUUCACCCCCGGUGUAUUCUAG
Molecule: messenger RNA, 435 nt
Organism: Pestalotiopsis fici W106-1
Lineage: Eukaryota; Fungi; Ascomycota; Sordariomycetes; Amphisphaeriales; Sporocadaceae
Exons: 3
Coding region: 1-435 (144 amino acids)
Source: RefSeq, a predicted model, not a curated record